Symbiodinium pilosum is the source of this 492-nucleotide messenger RNA. The record is from the annotation of a GenBank genome assembly. NCBI's taxonomy places the organism in Eukaryota, Dinophyceae, Suessiales, Symbiodiniaceae.
AUGGCGGAUGGCGAGAAGCUGAAGCUCAAGUCAUCCCAGGGCGAGAUUUUCGAGGUCGAUCCUGAGGUUGCUACCAUGUCGACUCUGAUCAAAAACAUGGUCGAGGACAGUGGCACAGAUGAAGAAAUUCCUUUGCCAAAUGUAAAAACGGCGAUUCUGAGCAAGGUUAUUGACUAUUGCAAGUACCACAAGGACAACCCGCCCGAAGAGAUCCAAAAGCCGCUGAAGAGCACCAACCUAGUUGAGUGCGGCGUCUCGGAGUGGGACAGCGAAUACGUGAACAUCGAGCAGGAGGUCCUGUUUGAGUUGAUCCUGGCAGCCAACUACCUUGACAUCAAGAGCCUCCUGGACCUCACUUGCGCUAAGGUUGCCUCUAUGAUCAAGGGCAAGAACACCGAAGAGAUUCGCAAGCAGUUCAACAUCGUGAACGACUUCACCCCCGAGGAGGAGGCGCAGGUUCGUGAAGAGAACCGCUGGUGUGAGGAUGCUUAG